Penicillium samsonianum is the source of this 1248-nucleotide messenger RNA. Its product is annotated as DUF1932 domain-containing protein. Gene Ontology annotation, molecular function: oxidoreductase activity. The transcript has a single exon. NCBI's taxonomy places the organism in Eukaryota, Fungi, Ascomycota, Eurotiomycetes, Eurotiales, Aspergillaceae. The record is from RefSeq and is a predicted model, not a curated record. Bases 211 to 1248 code for a protein of 345 amino acids.
CUGGGGAUCGGGACAAUCACGACAAUCCGACGAUAACGACAUCGUGCAGACUUACAACCAAUCUCCCAAGGCUGUUACCAUAUCGCUGACAAAUGGAGCGAAUAUACCCCCGCAGUAUAAGUUGAUACAAGUACUCGGUGUUUUGCUGAUUUACUUUAAAAGAUACUACUAUUCAUCCCAAGACACCAGGAGACAAUCCCUUCACUCACCAUGAGACCCGUUACAGUUGGAAUUGUGUCGAUCGGAGACAUGGGCCUAGGUAUGGCCAGACUCCUAAAAGCCCACGAUUACCGAGUUGUCACGGUCGCAGAAGGAAGAAGGUACGACACCAGAGGCGAAAACCAAAGCCGCUCACUAACGGCCGGCAGUGAACACACACUGGCGCGAAUCCAUUCCACAGGAAUCGAGAUCCUCCCUUCAGACCAAGCACUAGUAAUCCAAGCCGACUACGUACUUUCGAUCGUGCCACCACGGCACGCAGUGGCGACAGCGCGACGAAUAGCAGAUGCAUACGCACAGCCAUCGACCGGCAGUCUCCGAGAGGCAAUAGAGGACCUAGAAAGCAAGCCGAAGCGGUCCAAGCUCUACUACCUCGAGCUCAACGCGGUACCCGCCCGACUGGCGUCGGAGGUGGCGGCGCAGUUCGACGAGCCAACCACAACCACGGACGGGGACCGAGGGUGCCACUUCCUCGAUGGCGGAAUCAUUGGGAUGCCGCCAUCACAAAGCACGCAAGACGGGAGCUGGAAGAAACCUAGCGUGAUGCUGUCCGGGUUGGUGGAUCUGGCCCCGAGGUUUGCGGCACUAGCCAGCGUCCUGAAUAUAAGGCUUGUCUCAGCUCGGAUUGGCGCCGCAUCCACGCUCAAACUAUCAUUCUCUGCGCUGACCAAAGGUCUUACCGCGCUGUCUAUUCUGUCCUUCUCCACUGCGCAGAAGGAGUCGAUGUUGCCGGAGUUACUGGCGUUGCUGGAGGAAUACUCACCACGCACUGCUGCACUCGCGACGAAGGGGGUGGUUGCUAUGAGUCCCAAGGCAUACCGGUGGGAGGAUGAAAUGCGUGGGAUUGGGGAGGCGUUUGAUGCAGAGGGUGCAUGGAAUGGGAUCGGGGCCGAUGUUUAUGGAGGGCUUGCUGAGAUCUAUCGGACCAUUGCGGAAGAUACCGUAUUAGGUGAGGAAAGAGUGGAGCAUCGAGUCCGAGGUUUAACGGUUGAAGACGCCGCUCAGAUCAUAGCUCAAAGGAAAAAGUAA